This is a messenger RNA of Cladocopium goreaui, 1323 nucleotides long. Lineage: Eukaryota; Dinophyceae; Suessiales; Symbiodiniaceae. The record is from the annotation of a GenBank genome assembly.
AUGUACUUCAAGGUCCGGGAAGUGUUGGACAUCGAGCUCUACUGGCUGGUGAACUUCAACAUGGACGUUCUGACCAAGUGCAACGAGGCGAAGAAAGAUGUGUUCGCUUCUGGUCAAGGACGUCUUCCAAGUGACGUCAACCUUGCUCGUAGCUUGCAACCGGUGAUGGAUGCUGCGGGGAGUGGCCGGUCUGGCCUGGACUUGGAUGAAGGUGAGUUGGAAAGGAUCAGACAGAGGGUCCUACGUGAGGCUGAGGAGAACUUCAAGAUGGAGAUCAGAAAGCUGAAGGGUGAAGGUGGGACGGAUUCAAGGUCCUAUCACUCGGCUUCGUCUGGUGGUGAUCAAGGAGCUCCUCAUGCGGCUCAAGGUGAUCGAGCGGGUUUGGGGUCGAGUACAACACCGUCCAGAGGGGAUCGCGUGGGCUUGGCUUCGAUGGCAACUCCAAUUCAUGGUGGAGCUGCAGUGAAUGGAACUCCGGGUCAGGGUCUUCAAGGAGUGGUUUCUCCUCCGGGCUUGGAUCAACGGGGAUUUCUUCAAGGUGGUGUUCAAGGUGGACAUGGGGAGUCGUUGAAGAGUUACGAGCUUCCUCCUCUACCUGAUUGUCCUCACAAAACAGCUUUGGGUGGCAUCAACGGCGGCGAUACCAAAACGCCGAGAAGGGUCAGUAAGAUCAAGGAAAAGAUGACUCCGGAGAAGGGUAGUCCUGGUGCAGCUCAGGGGGAGAAGGUCGCCAAGGUGGUUGCACAGGAUCAGAUCAAAGGCGCAUCAACGGAUGGGGUUGCAGCUGAAAAAGAGCCUGUGCAGGUUCCGGUGUCUGUUGCUCCUGCUCAAGUUCAAGAAGCUCCCAAGGAGACGGCGGCAGAUCUGAUGAAGGACCACAAGCCGAUAUUGAGAAAUCGUGGACCUCCGGGACCCAGGCGUCUCCGUGGAAGAGAUGAUGAGCGGUGGCACCUGGAUCACCUGGAUCCCUUCGAGUUGGAGCUUGUCAACAGCGACAGCGCGCUGAUGUUGAAGCACAUGGCGCUGUGGGUGAAGUCAAAUGAAUGCCGGACUCUGCCGAUGGAGCCAACUGUUUUUUUCAUGGAGUCCCCCGAGGAUCCCAAGGACUACUUGGAGGAUGAGGAGGAAGCCAAGAUUUGUCCGAGCUUCAACUUCAAGGAGGUCCAGCAGUUCGUCGGGAAGGACCAGUACUACGAGGAGGCCGUGGAAUCCGAGGAGGAGACCAGCGAUGGCAGCGCAUCACUGGGGACCGCUGCACUGCACCUGAAAGGUCUAACUCUUCCAGCGCUUCCAGCUGCGUCAAGUUGGGAUCUGCUGAGCUAA